This is a messenger RNA of Trichogramma pretiosum, 831 nucleotides long. Its product is annotated as zinc finger protein 271-like. The record is from RefSeq and is a predicted model, not a curated record. The transcript has 3 exons. Gene Ontology annotation, biological process: negative regulation of transcription by RNA polymerase II. Lineage: Eukaryota; Metazoa; Arthropoda; Insecta; Hymenoptera; Trichogrammatidae. The coding region runs from base 97 to 831 and encodes 244 amino acids. Gene Ontology annotation, molecular function: DNA-binding transcription repressor activity, RNA polymerase II-specific.
AAAGAUUACUUGUGUGAAAAGUGCGCCAAGAGAUUUGGAAAUAAGCAAAAUUUGCUCUUGCACAUAAAGACAGUACACAACAAGCUAGAAAAGCAAAUGGGACAAAAAUGGAAAUUGAUGAGACACCAAAGGGCAGUCCAUGAAGGUCGUAAAGAUUUUGUAUGCGACAAUUGUGAGAGGAAAUUUGGAAGUGAAGGAGCUUUGUACAAGCACCAAAGGGCAAUUCAUGAAGGUCGCAAAGAUUACGCUUGCAAUAAGUGUGAGAAGGCAUUUACACAAAAAACGAGUUUGCUCCACCAUCAAAAAGUAGUUCACGAAGAUCGAAAAUAUUAUUCAUGCGAUAGGUGCGAGAUAAAGUUCGAGAAAAAAUCAAAUUUGCUCGUACAUCAAAAGACCGUCCACGAAGUGCGAGAAUUCCCAUGCGAUAGGUGUGGGAAGAAAUUUGGACUAAAAUGGAUGAUGUUACAGCACCAAAAAUUAGUACACGAAGGUCGCAAAGAUUUUGCAUGCGACAAGUGCGAGAAAAAAUUUGGGGUUCGAAGCAAUUUGACAGCACACCAAAAAGCAGUCCACGAAGCUCGCCAAGAUUACGCAUGCGAUAAGUGUGAGAAGAAAUUCGGUCAGCAAAGUAAUUUGCUCACUCACAAAAAAAUUAUGCAUGAAGGUCGUAAAGAUUUCACAUGUGACAAAUGCAAACAUAAAUUUGCACUAAAAUGGAUUAUGACUCAGCACCAAAAAAUAGUCCACGAAGGUCGCAAAGAUUUCGCAUGUGACAAGUGCGAGCUUAAAUCUGGAACCUCCAAGAGUGAUGGUACUCAGGAGCAGUCGUAA